This is a messenger RNA of Carassius auratus (goldfish), 4144 nucleotides long. RefSeq names its product ubiquitin-protein ligase E3A. Bases 251 to 2824 code for a protein of 857 amino acids. The record is from RefSeq and is a predicted model, not a curated record. Gene Ontology annotation, molecular function: ubiquitin protein ligase activity. Gene Ontology annotation, biological process: protein polyubiquitination; ubiquitin-dependent protein catabolic process. The transcript is spliced from 11 exons. NCBI's taxonomy places the organism in Eukaryota, Metazoa, Chordata, Actinopteri, Cypriniformes, Cyprinidae.
CGUCCUCGUCUCGCAUUGCAUUGUGGGAUCGCUCUCCGUGUUUGCCUCGGUUGAUCAAGAUGGCCGCGAAUAUUUUGUGGAGGGGUUGGAGUUGAAUACACGCCGCACUCAGACUGAUUGUGAUGUUGAGAGACCAGAUUCAUUCGUCCGCAUCAGAACAUCUUCAGAAGAUUGCUUCCUGACCACCUUUUGGUCUCUUUGAGUUCAGGGCCUCAGAAGAGUGUGAUAUUGCAAACUUUAAGCAAGUCUAAUGAAGCGAGCGGCUGCAAAGCAUUUAAUUGAGCGCUACUACCACCAGUUAACAGAGGGCUGUGGAAAUGAGGCCUGCACGAAUGAGGCUUGUGGCUCUUCUCCGGGUUUCCAGCGCAUGGAUAACAAUGCAGCGGCCAUCAAGGCCCUGGAGUUAUAUAAAAAUAAUGCCAAACUGUGUGAUCCUCAUCCCUCUAAGAAAGGAGCCAGUUCAGCCUUCCCAGAGAACAGUGCCAAAGGAGCUCACAAUUUCUCUGCUUGCAGCAACGGGAAGAUGAACCAUAAGGACCUACAACCCACAAGGGAGGACUUUAGAGAUCUGAAUUACUUGACAGAGGAGAAGGUGUAUGAAAUCCUGAGCCUCUGCAGUGAGACCGAGGACUAUUCUCCUCUAAUCCGUGUCAUUGGUAGGGUUUUCUCAAGCGCGGAGAGUCUAGUCCAGAGUUUCAACAAGGCCAAACAACACACAAAGGAAGAGCUCAAGUCCCUUCAGGCCAAGGAUGAGGACAAAGAUGAAGAUGAGAAAGAAACGGCCUCUGGUUCAUCCACAGCCAUGGAGGUGGAACCUGAAGCCUCUGCGUCAAGCGCAGACGGCCCUUCUCACGGAGAAAACAAUGUUCAAAUGUUGGGUCCUGUAGAAGUUUCUGUAGACAUUGAUGCUGUAAGAAGAGUGUACGACAGACUAUUAUCGAACGAAAAGAUUGAAGCAGCAUUCCUCAAUGCGUUAGUCUACCUGUCGCCCAAUGUAGAGUGUGACCUCACCUACCACAACGUGUAUGCUGCCGACCCUAAUUACCUGAACGUCUUCAUCAUCGUCAUGGAGAACAGUAACCUCCACAGUCCAGAAUACUUAGAAAUCGCCCUGCCGCAAUUCUGCAAGGCAAUGAGCAAGCUACCUCUUCCAGCUCUGGCCAAGCUUGCGCGGUUGUGGUCGCAAUACGGUGCAGACCAGAUCCGACGUCUGGUCGAGACUUUCCAGCAGCUUAUUACCUACACGGUUAUCAGCAAUGAGUUCAGUAGCGAAAACCUGGUCAAUGAGGAUGAUGGUGUGGUGGCAGCAACUAAGUGCUUGAAAAUCGUCUACUAUGCAAAUGUGCUGGGCGGCGACCUAGACAUGGAUCAUAACGAGGAGGAAGACGAUGAACCGAUCCCGGAGUCCAGUGAGCUGACCCUGCAGGAGCUGCUCGGGGAGGAACGACGCAACAAGAAAGGACCUCGGGUGGAUCCGCUGGAGACGGAACUGGGCAUUCGUGCCUCGGACUGUCGAAAACCCCUCAUCCCCUUCGAAGAGUUCGUCAAUGAACCGCUCAAUGAUGUGCUGGAAAUGGACAAAGAUUACACCUUCUUCAAGGUGGAGACCGAAAGCAAGUUCUCCUUUAUGACCUGCCCGUUCAUUCUUAACCCUGUGACUAAGAAUCUAGGCUUGUACUACGACAACCGGAUCCGGAUGUACAGCGAGCGCAGGAUUACUGCCCUCUACAGUUUGGUGCAGGGACAACAACUGAACCCUUACCUGCGACUCAAAGUACGCAGAGAUCACGUCAUAGAUGAUGCACUUGUCAGGUUGGAGAUGAUAGCCAUGGAAAACCCAGCAGACCUGAAGAAACAGCUAUAUGUGGAGUUUGAGGGAGAGCAAGGAGUGGAUGAAGGAGGAGUAUCCAAAGAGUUCUUUCAACUGGUCGUAGAGGAGAUCUUUAACCGAGAUAUAGGCAUGUUUACCUAUGAUGAAAGCACAAAACUUUUCUGGUUCAACUCUUCAUCGUUUGAAAAUGAAGGCCAGUUCACCUUGAUAGGCAUUGUCCUGGGCCUAGCGAUCUACAAUAACUGCAUUCUCGAUGUGCACUUCCCCAUGGUGGUUUACAGAAAACUAAUGGGAAAGAAAGGAACGUUUAGAGACCUUGCUGACUCUCUUCCGGUUCUUUAUCAGAGUCUGAAGGACCUGUUGGAGUAUGAAGGUAAUGUGGAAGAAGACAUGAUGAUUACUUUCCAGAUCUCACAAACAGACCUGUUUGGAAACCCACUAAUGUAUGAUUUAAAGGAAGGGGGAGAUAAAAUCCCAGUUACCAAUGAGAACAGAAAGGAAUUUGUGGCACUCUAUGCAGAGUACAUGCUGAACAAAAGUGUGGAGAAACAGUUCAAGGCCUUCAGAAGAGGAUUCCACAUGGUCACUAAUGAAUCUCCACUGAAGUAUCUGUUUCGACCGGAGGAAAUUGAGCUGCUUAUAUGUGGUAGCAGGAAUCUUGACUUUCAAGCACUUGAAGAUAGUACAGAAUAUGAUGGUGGAUACAACAAAGACUCUCACAUUAUUAGGGAUUUCUGGGAGACUGUGCACUCAUUUGGGCAGGAGCAGAAGAGGCUGUUUCUUCAAUUCACCACUGGCACAGAUAGAGCUCCAGUUGGAGGUUUAGGCAAACUCAAGAUGAUUAUUGCCAAAAAUGGCCCUGACUCAGACAGGUUACCCACUUCUCAUACUUGCUUCAACGUGCUGCUCCUCCCUGAAUACUCCACCAAGGAGAAACUUAAAGAGAGACUCCUUAAAGCCAUCACUUACGCCAAAGGCUUCGGCAUGCUCUGAGCCACCGGGAUCCACAAAAGAACUCACUCGUCCUCAGAGGUCUCAUUUGUGUGUCAAAGGAGAAUUCAGCUACAUCAACAACUAAAAGUAAAUAUCAAGUUUAAAUGUAAGGCAAGAUGAAAUGGGGUAAAAUGGGAAAGUUCUGGUGACCGUGUGCCUAUGCCUAAACAGUAGAUUAAACCACACUGGACUCUUGGCUCUCUCUGUCCCUCUUAUGUAAGUGUUAAGGUUCCCUUUUUGUAUGCACUGAGAUAUAGCAUUAUUUAUUUUAAGGGGAUGAAAUCUCUUGUCAUGUCUGCCAGGAAGUCCACUCACUUUUUGCUUUUGUAGUCAUGAAAAGGAGAGACGGUUAGAAGUUUUCAACACCUGCAGGACUGAUCACCAUCUUCACUUAAUAAGAUCAAAAGGAGAAAGUGGAACUUUAUUGAUGUGUUAUGGCUGAACUGUGAAAGUGCACUUAACUCAAUAUUCAGAAUGUCUCUUGGUGUUUUUUUUGUUUUGUUUUUUUUUUAUGGUGGGGUUGGAGGUGUCCCCUUUGACAUUUUUUUGGCUUGUGUUUCAUAGGUCUUCCCUAGUCCAUUUGCAUUUGCAGCAAUGCUUUCAAAGGUACAGAGCAGCUCCAGUCACAAUUUCAUGUACAGGAAUCUGUAUUUAUUGAAGAAGUGCGUUGUUUGUAAUGCUGCUUGGCAAGUUGUGCUGCUCUUUUAUGGCCAGUGUUCUGCAUUUCGCUUCAGAGCCUGCUCUUUCUCUCUUACACAGAAUUGAUCUGUUUGUUAAAAUCAGUCCAUUUUCAUGGUGCACUGCUGACAAAAACAAGUAGUGUUACAAAAAAAGAGAUCUAACCUUCCCAUAAACCUCUCUCGAAGGCUUCCUACAAGUGUUUUCUUUUGUUAUCUGUCUUGUUUUAAUUCAAGAUGGCAGACUUUUAGUCAGUGAAUGCUAAUUGACAGUGCCCCAUGAAGAAACUGUUUCUGUUUUAGUAGCUUUUUUUUCUUCUUCUUGUGAUCCGUACAGUGUCUGGCCCUAUAAUGAAAAUGAUGGAAAAAUUGGCACAGAUUGUACCACUAUCUUGUCGUGCCAAACGUAUAUGCUGAGAAUCGCCGCUCCGGUUUGUCCAGGCAUAGCUGGAAACCCACUUUAGUGAUGCCCUCUACAUUUUUUAGUUUUUCCUUUUUCCCCUCUUGCUUAUUAAAUGUGACUGUGGUUUGUUCCACUGCUGAUGGCGCUAACAUAAAAGGGGGAAACAGAACUUGAUAUUGAGAAUGACAUCAUUUGAUUGUUUCAAGUUAUUCUUAAAUAAAUUCAAAACUGAAAAACAAA